UUUCUUAAUAUUUUUCUUUUUAGAAUAUAAAUAAAAAACUAUUGAUUCAUAACUAAAUAGAUGUAAAGAAAUAACAGAAAUUGACAAAAAUGCAUGGAAGGUUGAAAGUAAAGACCACUGACCAACAAGAAGCAGAAAAGAAAAUAAAACGUUUAGAAAAAUCUACCCAGUUUCACCAAGGAAUGGUAGCGGUUUUGGAAAAUAGAGGUAUUAAAGAAAAAGAUGAUUUUGUUCUCAGAGAAAGCGAAAAACUUCUUCUAGCUAACCCUGAUGUAUAUACAUUAUGGAAUAUUCGAAAGGAAAUAAUUGAAACAAAGCUUAAAGAAAACAUUUUAGAAAGAGAUAGUGAAAUGCUUCGUAAAGAGCUAGUUCUUACUCAAAAUGCAUUACAUACCAAUCCGAAAUCAUACGGAGUUUGGAAUCACAGGCAGUUUAUUAUAAUAAACAUGAACAAACCAAAUUGGUCUGAAGAGUUACGUCUUUGUAAUCUAUUUUUAAAGUAUGACUCAAGAAACUUUCAUUGUUGGGAUUAUCGUCGAUUUGUUGUCAAAGAAUCAAAAGUUUCAUUUGAUGAUGAAAUUAAGUUUACAACUGAAAAGAUAACUGAAAAUUUUUCAAAUUAUUCUGCAUGGCACAAUCGUAGCAACCUUUAUUCAAGUGAAAGAAAAGAUGGUUGUAUUAAAAAAGAAAUAAUACAUAAAGAACUUGAGCUUGUACGAAAUGCAGUGUUUACUGAUCCAAAUGAUCAAAGUGCUUGGUUCUAUCAUAGAUGGCUACUUGGAAGAAAAAAACAAGAGCCAUAUCUAUUGUCACUUUGUGUUUAUUGGAAUGAUCUUCCAAAAUUGGUAGCUACAUUUUCCUUACCUGUUCCAGAAUCUUAUCUUUCAAAUGCUAAAAUCAUGUUAAAUGGUUUCCAGUUAAAUGAUCUGAAUUGGAUUAAUUGUAAUUCGAAUUGUUCUGAGCACAGUUACUCAAUGCAAUGGUCAGCAUUUGCAAACAAAGACUUACAAGGGGCUCUUAGUGUGGAAUUUAAUGGUUGCUCAGUGAGCUUGGAAAUAAUUCAAGGACAAGAAAACUCUUUGUGUUGGCUUAAUAAUCAGUUUACAAAAGAAAAUUUUCUGCCAAGAUAUGCUCAUACAGAUGUAGAAGUUGAUGUUUUACAAAAUGAAUUAGAAUCUUGUCAAAUUCUCUAUGACGAAGAACCUGAUAAUAAAUGGACAAUGCUGACGCUGUUACAUUUGAUGCAUGCAAUAGAUUUAAAUGAAUACAACAAUGAAAUGUCAUCUUUGCUAGAUAAACUUAUGAGAGUUGAUUCCAUCAGAAAAGGAUACUAUAAUGAUCUUAGAAGUAAAUAUGAAGUUGAAAGAGUUUUGGAACAGCUUUUUAAUAAAAAGAUGUUGGUUGAUUGUGUUGACUUAAGUUGCAGGAAUUUAACAUGUCUCCCUUAUGCGCAGUAUUUUUCGAGCUUUAAAAAGUUGAACUUAUGUGGAAACAAUGGUUUAAAAGAGUUAACAGUCAAUCAGCGAUCUUUACUUUCUAAUGUUGAACUAAUCUUUGAAUAAAAAUUUUAUAUAUA
Molecule: messenger RNA, 1576 nt
Organism: Hydra vulgaris (swiftwater hydra)
Lineage: Eukaryota; Metazoa; Cnidaria; Hydrozoa; Anthoathecata; Hydridae
Product: geranylgeranyl transferase type-2 subunit alpha
Biological process (GO): protein geranylgeranylation
Cellular component (GO): Rab-protein geranylgeranyltransferase complex; cytoplasm
Molecular function (GO): Rab geranylgeranyltransferase activity
Source: RefSeq, a predicted model, not a curated record